CCCGCCACUGCAGGGAAACAGUCCACAGACAAAGAUUUCAGAAUUAUUGAUACCUAGAUCAUGGCUCCUGGCACAGAAAACCUCUCUGCUGUGCUGUAUGGAAUCAGUGAUUUAAGAUUGGAGCAGAGAGAGGUUAAGAAACCUGGUGAUCAUGAUGUGCUGCUUCGCAUGGGGCAGGUAGGCAUCUGCGGCUCUGAUGUAUCCUACCUUACCAAGGGCAGGAUUGGGGACUUCAUAGUGAAGGACCCCAUGGUGCUGGGGCAUGAGGCGGCUGGCACAGUGGUUGAGUGUGGCUCCAAAGUCACCAACCUCAAGUGUGGAGAUCGUGUGGCCAUCGAGCCUGGGGUGCCAUGUCGCCGAUGCGAUUUCUGCAAGGGCGGCCGCUACAACCUCUGCAAGAAAGUCUUCUUUUGCGCCACUCCUCCCGAUGAUGGCAACUUAUGCCAGUACUACCUGCACGACGCUGACUUCUGCUUCAAGUUGCCGGACCACGUGACCCUGGAGGAAGGCGCCUUCCUGGAGCCUCUUAGCGUUGGGGUGCACGCGGCCCGCCGCGCGGGGGUGACGCUCGGGUCGCGGGUUCUCAUCUGCGGGGCGGGCCCCAUCGGUCUCGUCUCGAUGAUGGCGGCCCGCAGCAUGGGCGCUACCUCCAUCUGCAUCACAGACAUCAGCGAAAGUCGGUUGCAGUUCGCUAAGUCGCAGGGCGCUGACGCUGUGGUGCUUGUCAAGCCGGGUUCGGAUGACAAGCUCUUGGCAGACGCCGUCGAGGAGCAGAUGGGGGGCGUCAGGCCUGACAUCACCAUCGAGUGCAGCGGCGCUGAGUCCUCCAUCAGACUCGCCAUCUUGGCCACCGAGUCUGGUGGGGUGGUGGUGCUGGUGGGGCUUGGGCCUCCUGAAGUCAAGGUGCCCAUGGUGGAUGCUGCUGUUAGGGAGGUUGACAUCCGCGGCAUUUUCCGCUACGCUAAUUGUUACCCCCUGGCCCUGAACUUGAUCGCGUCUGGCCGUGUGGACGUGAAGCCUUUGAUCACUCACCGCUUCUCGCUGACCGAGGCCCGCGAGGCCUUCGAGACCGCGCGCACCGGGGCCGGUGGAGCUGUCAAAGUCAUGAUCAAUUGUGAAAUUUGAGACGCAGAACACUUAUAAUGACUAUGAAUCCUGCCUUAAUUAGUAAGAAUCAACGGACAUGCUGCUGACGAAUUACGUGCCCCAUGUUGGAAUGGUGAGAACUGCGUCUUGAUCUUUAAAAUUAGGAAACAAUCCAUGUGCCUGGGACUACAAGAUGCAGAAUUAAAAUCCUAUCUACUUCGACCAAUCACGGAAAAGUGCGCACAGUUAGCAGAACAAGAAAUGAAAUUGUAACUACGAUUAUUUAACUCCGCUACUAUGACAAGUACCUAGUUAAGAAUUGAGGCUUGAAGAAUUUAUGCUACAGUUGAGUCUGAAACAGACGAUUCCUUUUACUAGUGUGACCUUACAUUUUUCUAAUUGGAGAGAAGUUACCAAAUUCCGCAGGGGCAUUCUUUUUAUAUUUUGUUGUAUUUUUUGUUAGAUGAAUAUGAUUAAUCUCUUGUUAUGUGUUAUGUUUGGGUGAUAUAAAAAUUGAUAUUUUCCUUGUUAUUUUUGGA
Messenger RNA from Hyalella azteca, 1625 nucleotides. Its product is annotated as sorbitol dehydrogenase. NCBI's taxonomy places the organism in Eukaryota, Metazoa, Arthropoda, Malacostraca, Amphipoda, Hyalellidae. Bases 61 to 1125 code for a protein of 354 amino acids. Gene Ontology annotation, biological process: D-sorbitol catabolic process. Gene Ontology annotation, molecular function: zinc ion binding; L-iditol 2-dehydrogenase (NAD+) activity. The record is from RefSeq and is a predicted model, not a curated record. The transcript has 9 exons.